Messenger RNA from Otolemur garnettii (small-eared galago), 2809 nucleotides. RefSeq names its product phosphoinositide-3-kinase regulatory subunit 2 (gene PIK3R2). Gene Ontology annotation, molecular function: 1-phosphatidylinositol-3-kinase regulator activity; protein binding. Gene Ontology annotation, biological process: phosphatidylinositol phosphate biosynthetic process; insulin receptor signaling pathway. The coding region runs from base 470 to 2650 and encodes 726 amino acids. Gene Ontology annotation, cellular component: phosphatidylinositol 3-kinase complex. Lineage: Eukaryota; Metazoa; Chordata; Mammalia; Primates; Galagidae. The transcript is spliced from 16 exons. The record is from RefSeq and is a predicted model, not a curated record.
UAGACUGGCGUGACGGUGGCCGCGGCGGCGGCGGCAGCAGCGGCGACCAGGUCAGCAUCUUCGGCCAGUGAGCAUGGUAGCAGCCUGCGCCCUAGGCUCCCUCAUCUGGCGCCGCCAGAAGAGCCACCAGCCUAGGGUGCCAAUGGCUACCUGUGUGAGGGAGUGAGCAGCCUGCCCCCACCCCACCCAUUGAUGGGGGACAUAGUAGCCCAGUGACCUGAUACCACACCAUCAACUCCCUCCCACCAGUUGACGAAUGGUGGACAAAACGAUCAGUGGCCCUUGUCAGGGUUCUGGAAUAAUGGAAAGUGAGGCAUGAGCGGCCCUUGUGGUCGCCUGUGAUUGUGGGAAAUAGAGGUCCCAGCACCCCAAGCCAAACCAGUGGACCCUCCUAGCCACUGCCCUGGCCAAUGGGGCCAGUGGGGCCCCAAGAAGCCACCUGACCAUCCAGACCCCACCCCACCUAGUCAUGGCGGGUGCUGAGGGCUUCCAGUACCGGGCACUGUACCCAUUCCGCCGGGAGCGGCCAGAGGACCUGGAGCUGCUGCCGGGCGACGUGCUGGUGGUGAGCCGGGCAGCCCUGCAGGCACUGGGCGUGUCCGAGGGUGGCGAGCGCUGCCCACAGACUGUGGGCUGGAUGCCAGGCUUCAAUGAGCGCACGCGACAGCGAGGUGACUUCCCUGGCACCUAUGUGGAGUUCCUAGGGCCUAUGGCCCUGGCCCGGCCUGGCCCUCGCCCACGGGGCCCCCGCCCAUUGCCGGCCAGGCCACGCGAUGGACCACCUGAGUCAGGCCUCAUACUUGCUGACUUGCCGGAACAGUUCUCCCCACCUGAUGUGGCACCCCCUAUUCUGGUGAAGCUUGUGGAGGCCAUUGAACGGACAGGGCUGGACAUCGAAUCCCACUAUAAGCCAGAGCUGCCUGUCCCGCGCACAGACUGGUCACUGAGCGAUGUGGAUCAAUGGGACACCGCAGCCCUGGCAGAUGGCAUUAAGAGCUUCCUGCUGGCGCUGCCUGCUCCCAUAGUAACACCAGAGGCCUCAGCCGAGUCACGCCGGGCCCUGCGGGAGGCCGCGGGGCCCCUGAGGCCUUUGUUGGAGCCCCCGACGCUGCCGCUGCACCGCGCGCUCACACUGAGCUUCCUACUCCAGCACCUGAGCCGAGUGGCCCGCCGCGCCCCAGCUCUGGGUCCCGCGGUCCGAUCCCUGAGCGCCACCUUCGGGCCGCUGCUGCUGCGCGCGCCACCGCCCUCGCCACCGGCAGGGGGCGCGCCCGAUGGAAUUGAGCCCAAUCCUGACUUCCCCGCACUGCUGGUGGAGAAGCUGCUUCAGGAACAUUUGGAAGAGCAGGAUGUUGCACCCCCAGCGCUGCCACCUAAACCCUCCAAGGCAAAGCCAACACCCACAGGCCUGGCCAAUGGAGGGAGCCCACCCUCCCUGCAAGAUGCUGAGUGGUACUGGGGGGAUAUCUCCAGGGAGGAGGUGAAUGAGAAACUCCGGGAUACACCUGAUGGCACCUUUCUGGUCCGAGAUGCAUCCAGCAAGAUCCAGGGGGAGUACACAUUAACCCUCAGGAAAGGUGGGAACAACAAGCUGAUAAAGGUCUUCCACCGUGAUGGGCACUAUGGCUUCUCAGAGCCACUCACCUUCUGCUCUGUUGUGGACCUCAUUAACCACUACCGCCAUGAGUCAUUAGCACAGUAUAAUGCCAAACUGGAUACGCGGCUCCUCUACCCUGUAUCCAAGUACCAGCAGGACCAGAUCGUCAAGGAGGACAGCGUGGAAGCAGUGGGUGCCCAGCUCAAGGUCUACCACCAGCAGUACCAGGACAAGAGUCGGGAGUACGACCAGCUCUACGAGGAGUACACACGUACCUCCCAGGAACUACAGAUGAAGCGCACAGCAAUUGAGGCCUUCAAUGAGACCAUCAAGAUCUUUGAGGAGCAGGGCCAGACACAGGAGAAGUGCAGCAAGGAAUAUCUGGAGCGCUUCCGGCGUGAGGGUAAUGAGAAGGAGAUGCAGAGGAUCCUGCUGAACUCAGAACGGCUCAAGUCUCGCAUUGCCGAGAUCCAUGAGAGCCGUACAAAGUUGGAGCAGCAGCUUCGAGCACAGGCCUCAGACAACCGGGAGAUUGACAAGCGCAUGAAUAGCCUCAAGCCAGACCUUAUGCAGCUGCGCAAGAUCCGGGACCAGUACCUCGUAUGGCUCACCCAGAAAGGUGCCCGGCAGAAGAAAAUCAACGAGUGGUUGGGGAUCAAAAACGAGACUGAGGACCAGUACGCACUGAUGGAGGAUGAGGAUGAUCUCCCCCACCAUGAGGAACGCACAUGGUACGUGGGCAAGAUCAACCGCACACAGGCAGAGGAAAUGCUGAGUGGCAAGCGAGACGGCACCUUCCUCAUCCGCGAGAGCAGCCAGCGGGGCUGUUAUGCCUGCUCUGUGGUGGUGGACGGUGACACCAAGCACUGCGUCAUCUACCGUACGGCCACCGGCUUUGGCUUCGCAGAACCCUACAACCUGUAUGGGUCAUUGAAGGAGCUGGUGUUGCACUACCAACACGCCUCACUGGUGCAGCACAAUGAUGCGCUUACUGUCACCCUCGCUCACCCUGUGCGUGCUCCAGGCCCUGGCCCGCCACCUGCUGCCCGCUGAGCACCACUGAGAACCCAGUGCUGAGCAGAGCCACCCCUGGACUACAGGACAGACCAGCCACAUCCAAGGGUCUCCAUCUUGCUUGCUCUCUCUUCUUUGGGGUUCUCUCAGCAUCUCUCUUUUUUUCUCUCUUUUUCUCCAAGCCUCUCUCCCUCUUUC